Molecule: messenger RNA, 1493 nt
Organism: Hermetia illucens (black soldier fly)
Lineage: Eukaryota; Metazoa; Arthropoda; Insecta; Diptera; Stratiomyidae
Exons: 6
Coding region: 1-1368 (455 amino acids)
Source: RefSeq, a predicted model, not a curated record
AUGAGUUCGCUAACAAAGUGGUCUGACCAAAUUAGUGGCUUCGUCGCUCAAUCUGAUAGACGAGCUGAUAAGUUUCCACGAUUGUCUCUGGCAAUUCAUCCAAAGAUCCCCAGCGGGUUGGACGUGUGCGUCGGGAGUGCAGAGUUAGGUUUCACCAUGAGUUUCAAUCUCGAUGAAUUGGAGCUACCCCAGUGGGUUAAUAGUGACUUUUUACGAACGGUUAUUGAAGAGAGUGGCAAAGGGAAAAAUGUUCAGAUUCACAACUAUGAAAGUACUCCUGCUACGGCUCUUGGAGAUCACUUUGCCAGCAUAAUGUUUCGCAUUAAAGUUACUUUUGCAGCGGAUGAGAUUACGAAUGGAGUUAUUUCGUUAAUUCUAAAAACUUGUCCAGAUACUGAUGGAUUGAAGAAAGAACUACUUGAAACCAUAGAUGUUUUCGACCGGGAAAUAUAUAUGUAUACAAAGGUACUGAACGAAUGUAGGGACAUUUUAAAAAAAUGUGGAUAUACGGAUCUGCUCGCGCCAAGAGUCUUAUAUUCUUCAUUGACGCCGCAUAAAGUUAUAGUUUUUGAAGAUCUCAAGGAGUUAGGGUAUUUUAUGUUGCCUCACAAUGUUCCGGAUGAGUAUGAGAUAAGACUAGUCUUUUCGAAAUUGGCUCAAUUGCAUGCCGUUACCUUUAAAAUGAACGCCGAUGGUCGAAAUGACUUCCAUCUUAAAGGCACCGUUUUCGGUUUUUCAUAUUCGAGACGAAUGGAUUUUUUCUUAACAGGACCAAAAUUCUUGGCGGAAGUAAUGGAGAGUUUGCCCGGUUUCGAAUCAUGUGCAAGUAAAUUGCGCAAAAUCACAGCGGAAUGGUUAAUGGAUAAAUGCGUCAAGGCAGUGAAUCAACCUGCAGCGUAUAGCGUCCUCAACCAUGGUGACUUCCACAUACGGAAUAUGAUGUUCAAAAGGAAUGAAUUUAACGCUAUUUCGGAGAUUGCUCUGGUGGACUUCCAAAUCCCUCAUUGGGGAUCACCGGCCUAUGAUUUGGUUUACAUGGCGGGGAUCCUGCCGUACGAAUUCCGUGAAAUUGCAUUCAGGCAUUAUUUCAACAUCUUUAUUGAUGUCCUGGUGAAAACUGGAUACGAGGGUGAAUUGCCCACAUACGAACAAUUGCAAGAAGAAAUCAAAGCUUACAGUUAUUUGGAAUUAUACUUUCAGUCAACGUUAGCAUUAUUCGUCUACAGGGAUAGAAGCAACAUAAACGUUCAAACGGAAGCGAUUAUGUCGGAUCCAGUUGUAAGGAGGAGCUUAUAUAAUGAUGAAACUUACAUUGCUCAUAUAAAGGAAACUGUGCCUAAACUAUUGGAUUCCAUCGACAUUGAAUGAAACGAACUUCUGUCAACAAGACUUGUUAGCACUGAUGAAGGGAACAAGUGGUUCCCGAAAUAUCGGUAUUUGCAAAAUAAAAAUAUCAACACUAGCGAAUAAGAAAAAACAAGUUUUUGUUGCUU